Molecule: messenger RNA, 1286 nt
Organism: Aspergillus alliaceus
Lineage: Eukaryota; Fungi; Ascomycota; Eurotiomycetes; Eurotiales; Aspergillaceae
Product: translation initiation factor 6
Exons: 5
Coding region: 194-937 (247 amino acids)
Biological process (GO): cytosolic ribosome assembly; maturation of LSU-rRNA; assembly of large subunit precursor of preribosome
Cellular component (GO): nucleolus; preribosome, large subunit precursor; cytosol
Molecular function (GO): ribosomal large subunit binding
Source: RefSeq, a predicted model, not a curated record
UAUCAGUCGACUUUCUCCCGUCAAUCUGUGCAACGGUCAAGGGUUUCACUUGCACGGUUCUCCAUCACACGACAGCUUUAACUUCACAUCACCCCCACCUCACAGAUUCCCCCCUCUUCUCUCUGCUCCAGUCGCCUCCCACGAGUAAAUCAUAAUUUCCUCCAAACUUGAACACAAAAGAGAAAUCUGAAUUAUGGCGGUACGCGCACAAUUCGAGAACUCCAACGAUGUUGGUGUCUUCUCUCGUCUUACUAAUUCAUAUGCGAUUGUCGCAAUUGGAGCCUCCGAGAACUUCUACAGUGUAUUUGAGGCCGAACUCCAAGAUGUCAUUCCUAUCUGCCACGCUACUAUUGCUGGAACUAGAAUUGUUGGCCGUCUAACAGCGGGUAACCGCAAAGGCCUUCUGGUCCCCACUACCACCACAGACCAAGAAUUGCAACAUCUACGGAAUACACUUCCAGACUCGGUCAGGAUUCAACGGAUAGAAGAACGUCUCUCGGCGUUGGGAAAUGUCAUUUGCUGUAAUGACCAUGUAGCCUUGAUACAUCCGGAUCUAGAGCGUGAAACGGAAGAAAUAAUCGCUGACGUUCUUGGCGUUGAAGUCUUCCGACAAACUAUUGCGGACAACGUCUUGACGGGCUCCUACAUGGCUCUUUCUAAUCAAGGCGGUAUCGUUCACCCCAAGACCUCCAUCCGCGAUCAGGACGAGCUUUCCUCGCUACUCCAGGUGCCCCUCGUCGCUGGUAGUGUUAACCGUGGUAGUGCUGUUGUUGGAGCCGGUAUGGUUGUCAACGACUGGUUGGCUGUAACGGGACUGGAUACGACAGCGACUGAAUUGAGCGUUAUUGAGAGCGUGUUCCGGUUGGGAGAGAUGGGCCCUCGCGGUGUUGGUAUGGGUAAUGCUAACAAGGAGAGUAUCGUGGAGAGUUUCUAUUAGAUGUUAUCAUUCGGAACUGAUUUAUUCGAAUUGGCCGUGGUUGAGUGUGCGCACGCAGGCUGGCUUGCUUGCAACAUGGCGUGACUCCUUCGGUCUGUCUCUGAUUCUUGACUACAUUUUGAACAUAGGAGAUGGUCAAUAAUGACCCAAUAGUGAUCUGGUACUACACUUGGUGUCUUGACCGUUAUCAAUCUAGGCACUAUAUUAUCUAGAAGCUGUUGAUAUGGAGUGAGAAUUGGUUCAUUUCGCCUGAAAUGAACAGUGGAAUCCGGCUAUAUAAAUGGUAGAUAUGUCUACCUACCAAAUCCAACCCAACGCACGUGACUACCCUGAGAAAAGAAGAAAGAAG